Papaver somniferum (opium poppy) is the source of this 1044-nucleotide messenger RNA. RefSeq lists its product as uncharacterized. NCBI's taxonomy places the organism in Eukaryota, Viridiplantae, Streptophyta, Magnoliopsida, Ranunculales, Papaveraceae. The record is from RefSeq and is a predicted model, not a curated record. The coding region runs from base 1 to 1044 and encodes 347 amino acids. The transcript is spliced from 6 exons.
AUGGGCUCAGAUGAAGUUCAAAUGAAUGACGAGAGAACUCAUGAUACAUGGUCUAUUUGUUUGCGUGCCUUCGCGGAUUUGUCACGUAUCUCUCCGCCGAUGUUUGUAGCUCUUUUGAAGGUGUGUUAUGUUCGUGGUACUGAACAGGCUACGAAGAAACUCCAGGUUCUUCAGCAACAGGUUCAUCUAGUAGUUCAGCUUUCUCCUCAGCCUGGACCUGCUACUUUUCUUUUGCAAUGCCUCUAUGUCAUUCCUGUUCUUGAACCUUUAUACACUGAAUUCUUCAGUCACUUAAUUAUAUCAUCUCUUUGUCGUCUUCUAGAAGAUAUCCCAACAGAGUCUGAAGUAAAGAAACUGGCUGCAAAAAUAUUUCUGGACGUCACUAGUGGCUUUGUCAGCCAUGAAGAGAGAGUUCUCAAAGAGCUGCUUGAAGUUGUUGAUGUCAAAUUAGAAAACAUCGCAGAAAAGCCAUGUGUGUCUAAAGAGGAGUUCCUUAUGAGGAUGAUUGAAGAAAAGCAGUUCAAAGCGGCAGAAAAGUGGGCAACAUUCGUGGGGAAGGCCUUGGUUGUAACACUAAUAAAUAGAUAUCUCGACUUGAAAUUGUUGAAGAAUGCUUCUGAUCUUAUAGAGAAGAGCAACAUCAAGCAGGAUCCCCUGAAAGUGCAUCAUAUGUACAAAAAGCUGGGCAUGUUGAGAGGAAGAAAAGUCUGCUAUAUGUAUUUGGCAAGGGAAGCAGGGUAUCCAGAGAAGGCUGAUGAAUUAUGCAAGCGAUACGCCCUUGAUGGUGUGGACAAAUCUCAAGAACCUCAAGCAAAACCACCAAUUACCCGUUUCUUGCAUCUCAAGGAACUGUUUGCACGAGAUAUUAAAUGGAUGGAUGAAGCUGAGGGUCUUGUAAGAGAUAGAUUAUGUGUUGAAGAAUAUUGCUUCAGAAAAAGCAGUUUUUUAGACCUGAGAAAGUUAUCCGAAGAUGAACCUAAAAGCUUAGACAAGUGUCUACAAAGCAUUUUGCAUUCUUCUAGCACUCUGAAGCUCAGUGAGUGA